AUGAGUGUUGAGACAGACAGAGAACUGCAGACGUAUGUUGACAAAGAAGAAGAAAGACAAAAAACAACACUGACGCUGAUAGCCAGCGAAAACUAUGUUUUUCCAGAGGUCUAUAAGUACUCUGGGUCACUUUUGACCAACAAAUAUUCAGAAGGAAAAGUUGGUGCAAGAUACUACGGCGGAACCAAAUACAUUGACGAGAUUGAAAAACUUUGCCAAAGCAGGGCACUAGCCCUUUUUAGCCUUGACCCUGCGGUCUGGGGAGUCUGUGUCCAGCCUUAUUCUGGAAGCGUGGCAAACUUUUCCGCAUACUCUGCUCUGGUGGGCCCAGGCGGCAAAAUAAUGGGAAUGAAUCUGCCAGCAGGCGGGCAUCUAACGCACGGAUUCCAAACUAAAGCGAAAAAAGUUUCAGGAAGCAGUCUGUACUUCUCCUCCCAUCCUUACGGCGUAGAUGAAAAUGGAAAAUUGGACUAUAAGGAGAUAAGAAACCAGUUUAACAAGGUAGAACCUGAAAUACUCAUAUGCGGGUACAGUGCACACUCGCAGGACAUAAACUACACAGAGCUGAGAGACAUUGUGGGAGACAAAGCAUUUUUAUACGGAGACAUCUCCCAUAUUUCAGCUCUCAUAGCAUCAGGACUAAUGAACAAUGCAUUCGAUGCGUGCGAUGUGGUGAUGACAACAACACACAAGGGCCUGCGCGGGCCAAGAAGCGGGCUGAUAUUUUACAGGAAAGUGGUGAGUAUUAAAGGAACAACCCACAACUUGGAAAAAAUGCACUCAGCUGUGUUUCCACUGAUGCAGGGCGGGCCCCACAAUCAGACCAUUGCAGGAACUGCGCAUGCUAUGCUCAUGGCUGCACAGCCAGAGUUCAAAGAGUACGGAAGACAGGUAAUUGCCAAUGCCAAAGUAUUAGCAAACUUUUUCGCAGAAAGGAAAUACAACAUAGUCACAGGAUCUACUGUCAACCACAUGAUAAUAGCUGAUUUAACAAGUAAAAACGUAACAGGCGCAGAUUUGGAGGAUUUCUGCGAUCUAAUUGGGAUAAGCGUGAAUAAAAAUACAGUUCCAAAAGACACAUCGCCAUUCAAGCCAUCAGGUGUUCGUCUGGGGACGUACGCAAUAACCACCAGAGGAUUUAAAGAGCAAGAGACAAAAGAGGUAGCUGAUAUCAUACACUUCGCAGUGGAGUUUUUGCAGACACACCAAAAGGAAAGAGAGAACAUGUCUGUGCGCGAGUGGGCUGAGAAGUGCGAUGUUCUCAGCAGGGAGCCAGUCCAAAAAGCCAGCAGAAAAAUAUUGCACUUGGCUGAAAUGUUCCCAAUACCCGAGUAA
Molecule: messenger RNA, 1335 nt
Organism: Nematocida minor
Lineage: Eukaryota; Fungi; Microsporidia
Product: glycine hydroxymethyltransferase
Exons: 1
Coding region: 1-1335 (444 amino acids)
Biological process (GO): tetrahydrofolate interconversion; folic acid metabolic process; L-serine catabolic process
Cellular component (GO): cytoplasm
Molecular function (GO): cobalt ion binding; zinc ion binding; pyridoxal phosphate binding
Source: RefSeq, a predicted model, not a curated record